This is a messenger RNA of Aspergillus bombycis, 492 nucleotides long. RefSeq lists its product as uncharacterized. The transcript is spliced from 4 exons. Lineage: Eukaryota; Fungi; Ascomycota; Eurotiomycetes; Eurotiales; Aspergillaceae. The record is from RefSeq and is a predicted model, not a curated record. The annotation marks the transcript as partial.
AUGGUCGAAGAGCCAGGCAAAUACGACUGGAUCCAGGCGUCCGUCUUCAUCAACUGGGAUCUACACGCUAAUCAGCAAAGCAUCUUCUUCGUUGAUGUCCCUGAUGCCGAACGCAAGCAGCUCGAGCAAGCCUUUCCCACCCGGGAUAUGGGAGAUCGAAACCCGUAUAUCUGGCACGCGAUCCGAAAUGCGUCCAGCGAGAACCUGCCCAAGUUCCUAAAGGGCCUCAACGAUAGCGCCCGCCAUGCUAUGCAUCUGAAUGAGACCAUGGAGGUCGCGGAGCAUACCAUGAACAGGCUGCUUACUGAGCAUUCACGCUGGAGAGAUGAGUUUCCCGGACAGAAAUUGGCCUUCGUCGCGAAGGAAAUCCAUUCGGCUAGAGCAAACACCCUCGUCUCCCACGAAAUGAGCCGCCACACCCGCUACGACAGCAUGAUAAUGAAAACCCUCAGCUUCGUCGGUAUGAUGUAUCUACCGGGGACAUUCGUUUCC